GUGUGCCCCUGGCAGCAGCUCACCUGGAGGUUUCUUCCUGAGCACAUAGCUGUUUAAGGGUGUCUGGAUUAAAAAAGUCGGGUUUGACUGACCACAACUGAAAAGAUAGACGUCAGAAAACUGUCAGCAUGAUUUCAAUUAGUUAAGCACCAUUUGCAUACAAGUUGACCAAAGAAAUCCCAUAUAACGUUGCUGUGAACUGUACUUUAGCUAGCUUUAAUGAUCUUACCUGUACUGCCUGACAGUGAGUGCGUCAUUAUUCGACACCAGUGACCUGGCAGACAGAUAUCUUUGAAGUCUGUCAACAUUGAAUUUAUGUUGCUGUCGUACAGGAGUUGUUUGCUCUUCCAUGUCUCAGUUCGGGAGUGGAUUAAUCAUUCUCAGGUGCAUUGUUGAGAUAACUUUCGCUCUGUUGAUAGUGUAGCUGUCGGACCGUUUACGCUUGCGCACACCUACGUUACGUCCUAAAAAACUUAAAACUCUAAAAAAGCAUGAUAUAUUUGAGAUACAUCACUAAUAUUCAACCGACUAAAUUGGUAAAUGGUCCGAAAAGUUCAGCAACUGGCUUACAUAUCUAAAUAUAGUUAUAACAAUUUUCUUGUGGCAUUGGAACGCAAAGUAAUUCGUACUCGUUUCUACACGGACAUUGUUUGCCGGAACACAUAUCCUGACAGCUGAUUUUAGUUGUGAAGACGUGUACUUUCAGAACGGAUUCCGACACAUAUAGCUUCUUUAUUUGUGCUUUAUUCCUUUUUUAUUUCUUAUAAAACUACUCAGCGGUGGUAUUAACCGAAUGGCGACGGUAGAGGAGCUGAAGCUGCGGGUGAGGGAGUUGGAGAAUGAAUUAAUAAAGUGUAAGCAGAAGCAGUGUGCCGCGGAGGAUGCUCAAAAUCAGGAACUCCACAGACCCAAAAUUGACAAAAUGAGCUCUGAAGUUGUGGAUUCUAAUCCUUACAGCCGGCUAAUGGCUUUAAAGAGGAUGGGCAUCGUGGAUGAUUAUGAGAAAAUCCGGACGUUCACAGUGGCUGUGGUUGGUGUUGGUGGGGUUGGCAGUGUGACUGCUGAAAUGCUCACUAGAUGUGGCAUUGGUAAGUUGCUCCUCUUUGACUAUGACAAGGUAGAGCUGGCCAACAUGAACAGACUGUUCUUCCAGCCUCACCAGGCAGGCCUUAGUAAAGUGGAAGCAGCAGAACACACACUCAGGAACAUUAACCCAGAUGUGUCAUUUGAGGUCCACAACUACAACAUCACAACAAUGCAAAAUUUUACACAUUUCAUGGAGCGCAUCAGUAAUGGAGGCUUGGAGGAAGGGAAUCCAGUGGAUUUAGUUCUGAGCUGUGUGGACAACUUUGAAGCAAGAAUGGCCAUUAACACAGGUUGUAAUGAGCUGGGUCAGAUCUGGAUGGAGUCAGGUGUCAGUGAGAACGCUGUAUCAGGACACAUCCAGCUCCUCAUACCUGGAGAGACGGCGUGUUUUGCUUGUGCUCCACCUCUAGUUGUUGCAGCCAAUAUUGAUGAGAAGACCUUGAAAAGAGAGGGGGUGUGUGCUGCCAGCUUACCAACAACAAUGGGUGUGGUCGCAGGCCUCCUGGUGCAGAAUGUCCUGAAGUACCUUUUAAAGUUUGGCACAGUCAGUUAUUAUCUUGGCUACAACGCAAUGCAGGACUUCUUCCCCAGCAUGGCUAUGAAGGCAAACCCUCAGUGCAAUGACCGCUACUGCAGGAGACAACAGGAGGAGUACAAGAAAAGAGAAGCAGAGAGGCCAAAAGUUGAAGUUGUACAGGAAGAAGAGGAGGAGGUGGUCCAUGAGGAUAACUACUGGGGUAUUGAAGUAGUAUCAGAAGUGACAGAAGCUGAGUUACAGGCUGCAUCAGGCACCGUGCCAGACCUCCCUGAGGGCAUCACCGUGGCUUACACCAUUCCAGCUGAGACUGCAGCAACUGGGGAGACUGUGGAGGAGACUGAGCAGAGCCUUGAGGAGCUGAUGGCUCAGAUGAGAAAGAUGUAACAAGCUGCCUGUUCAGUUAACACCUGCUUUUUCUCACUUCCAUCUCUCAAUUUGAUAACAAGCAUCCUCAUGUUAAAAGCUAAUUUAUCAUCAAACAAACUACUACCAAAUGAAAUCUUCUAACAGCUGACGACUGGAAAUCCAUUAAAAGUGCUGCUGAUGGAAUUUCACACAAACUACAAAUGCUGAAGAGCAAAUGUGUUAUUUGCUGAAGUACAAGGAGCUUGUGGAGCACUUGGUACAGUCUCUAAUGAAAUGUAUGUAAACCUAGAAUGAAAUCACAAAACAAGUACCACAGUGUGUAUGUUCUACGGUUUGGUCAGUGAAUGUGCGACCCUUCCUCUCAUGUCACUCGGCUUUAAGCAAAACAAAUCUGCUGCACAAUGUUUACGUUGUCUCAAUAAAAUAUUUAUUAGAUGGAAUACAA
This is a messenger RNA of Notolabrus celidotus (New Zealand spotty), 2435 nucleotides long. RefSeq names its product ubiquitin-like modifier activating enzyme 5 (gene uba5). Gene Ontology annotation, biological process: protein ufmylation. The transcript is spliced from 12 exons. Gene Ontology annotation, molecular function: UFM1 activating enzyme activity. Gene Ontology annotation, cellular component: cytoplasm; cytosol. Lineage: Eukaryota; Metazoa; Chordata; Actinopteri; Labriformes; Labridae. The record is from RefSeq and is a predicted model, not a curated record. The coding region runs from base 794 to 2008 and encodes 404 amino acids.